GUAAGAAGAAUCUCAGAACCAAAGAAAAGAGAAGAUCGAGAUUUAGAUUCAGAGCGAGUGAGUGCAAAAAAAAAAAAAAAUGGGGAGUUCCAAGUUCCAACGCAUGUAACGGAAAUAGGGAAGCUGAAGACUCCGCCAUGGAUUCUGCGACGCCAACACACACUGACAGCUCCAAAUCCCAGCCUCCGUUCGCUGUCGCCGAGAAGGUCCUCGCUAAACACAAAGGUCGAUUUUACGAAGCCAAGGUUAGGCAGGUCGAAUUCAAAGAGGGCCAGUGGCACUGUUUUGUUCAUUAUUUGGGUUGGAAGAAAAGGUGGGAAUUUUCUCUCGUCUUACUCGAGAUAUCAGCACCAACUGCGAGCUCGGUUUUCUCAACGUUUCUGUGUGUUUGUUUUUAUUAUUAAAUGCAGCUGGGAUGAAUGGCUUGCAACUGAUUGUUUGAUGAAAGACACAGAGGAGAAUAUGCAGAUAAAGCUCGCCAUUGAUGAGAAAUUUGGUCAUGACAAAAGUACAAAGAUUCACCGUGCAUCCUUCAACAAACCAAAGACUCCUAACAAUGAAAGCAGAGGCAGGAAACGGAAGAGUGAAACUCCAAUUAAGGAAAAACCAGAGGUCCCUUCUGACAAGCUUGUCAGCAUUCAGAUUCCACCAACUCUAAGGAAGCAAUUAGUUGAUGAUUGUGAAUUUAUCACCCAUCUGGGCAAGCUUGUUAAACUUCCUCGCACCCCUAAUGUGAAUGACAUAAUGAAGAAUUAUUUUGAUUACAGAUUGAAGAAAUGUGGCUUGAUAUCAGAUUCAGUUGAAGAAAUUUUGAAAGGAUUGUGUUGUUACUUUGAUAAAGCACUGCCGGUGAAGCUUUUGUACAAGAAUGAGCGUCAACAGUACCAAGAAGCAUGUCCUGAUAAUACCACUCCUUCCACUGUAUAUGGUGCUGAGCAUUUGUUACGUCUAUUUGUUAAGUUGCCUGAGCUGUUGUCCCAUGCUAGCAUUGAAGAGGAGUCAAUGACAGAACUCCAAGCCCAAUUAGUUGACAUUCUAAGGUUCUUGCAAAGAAAUCAGAGUACAUAUUUCCUUUCUACUUAUCAUGUCCCUGAUGAUAUUGAGAACAGCACCAACAAACAAGUUUCAGGGUAAAAGAAAGAGUAACACAUACUGAAGGAAUAUGCAUAUGCUGCUGAGUGCUGACCCUCAUUUGUAGAUUCAGUGAUUCUGAAAUUUGUAUUAGUGUAGGUACAAUUAUCUUUAGUAUUCUCUUGUAUUCCAUUCUUUUACGGUCAAUUUUUCACAACGCUUUAGAUUUUAAAUCCA
Messenger RNA from Arachis duranensis, 1308 nucleotides. Its product is annotated as protein MRG2. NCBI's taxonomy places the organism in Eukaryota, Viridiplantae, Streptophyta, Magnoliopsida, Fabales, Fabaceae. The annotation marks the transcript as partial. Gene Ontology annotation, cellular component: histone acetyltransferase complex; nucleus. The transcript is spliced from 10 exons. Gene Ontology annotation, biological process: regulation of DNA-templated transcription; chromatin organization. The record is from RefSeq and is a predicted model, not a curated record.